Molecule: messenger RNA, 906 nt
Organism: Octodon degus (degu)
Lineage: Eukaryota; Metazoa; Chordata; Mammalia; Rodentia; Octodontidae
Product: HLA class II histocompatibility antigen, DP alpha 1 chain-like
Exons: 5
Coding region: 127-891 (254 amino acids)
Biological process (GO): positive regulation of T cell activation; immune response; peptide antigen assembly with MHC class II protein complex
Cellular component (GO): membrane; MHC class II protein complex
Molecular function (GO): MHC class II protein complex binding
Source: RefSeq, a predicted model, not a curated record
UUCAGGUUGUAGAAAUCCUCAAUUUCAGAGCUCUUCUCUGUCUCCUCCCCACUUCUGGUCCUCUUCACUGCUCCUUUCCUCGCAGUUGUCAACUGCAAACCCCUCACCACGUGCUCUAAGGAGAGAAUGUUCCAGAACAAAGCUGCGAUCCUGAGCACCCUCCCCCUGGCUUUCCUGCUGGGUCUCCAAGGAGCUGGGGCCAUCGGGGCAGAUCAUGUGGCAAUUUUUACUUGUUUUGCCCAGACCCGUAGCCCAUCAGGGGAGCUCAUGGUAGAGAUUGAUGGGGAUGAACUGUUAUAUGUGGAUAUGGACAAGAAGGCACCAGUGUGGCGUCUGCCGGAGUUUGGUCGAGCUAUUACCGUUGAUGUUGAGCCCUGGAUCCCUAUGAUUGGUAUAAUGAAGAUGAACUUGAACACCCUGAUCAAGCGUUCCAACCACACCCAGGCCCCCAGUGAUCCUCCUGAGGUGACCGUGUUUCCCAAGGAGCCCGUAGAACUGGGCAAGCUCAACAUCCUCAUCUGCCAUGUGGACAGGUUCUUUCCGCCUGUGCUCAAUGUCACAUGGCUGAAGAAUGGACAGCCAGUCACUGAAGGUGUUUCAGAGAGCGUCUUCCUGCCACGCACGGAUUACCAUUUCCACCAGUUCCACUACCUGACCUUCCUUCCCAGCACCGAGGACGUCUAUGACUGCAAGGUGGAGCACUGGGGCCUGGAUGAGCCGUAUCUCACGCACUGGGAGCCCCAGGAGCCCAACCAGGUGAUGGAGACGACGGAGACUCUGGUCUGUGCCCUGGGCCUGCUGGUGGUCCUGGUGGGCAUCACUGUGGGCCCCGUGAUCAUCAUAAGGGCUCUGUGUUCCAGUCGCGUCCCCCAGACCCAGGGGCCCCUGUGACAAAAUUCCUGAAAG